AGUAAAGGUGGAUUUUGAUUUCAUAAAGUCGUCGUUGAAAAACAGUAAAAAUGCGGAAGAACAGUGAAGGCUACAGACUAAAGCUGCGUCGUUUUGAACUUUGUAUCUUCACCAACCGCUAAUCAAGCUGUGUGUGGAAAGUUAAAGCGGACUUCAAAAUCUCACCACUUAAAUACAGUUCAAUCCAUGCUUUGAAAUCCCGUCUUCUCUACCCCUACUGUUCCUUUUUUUCACGAGUCUCUCAAUUCAAACGUAAAAACGGUGCCGUAUUUACCCUUGUUGGUGAAAGUGCGAGAUGGCGAUAGGAGCAGAACACAAGUCACAGUCCGAUGGUAGAGUUUGGGGGUUUUUCAAGCUGCCAUUUCGGCAAACCGGGAAUGCUACCGGUACGACGUCAUCUUCUUCCUUGUCGUCGAGUCUAUACGGUGAAACUCAACCUCAGAACGAAGGAUCGAACCGUCAUGCUUCUGCCAAUUCGGUUUCCGCCGUUGCGAAGUCGCUUUUGCCGACUCGGCGUCGCCUGAAACUUGAUCCCGCCAAUAAACUCUAUUUUCCAUAUGAACCUGGCAAACAGGUGAGGAGCGCGGUGAGGAUAAAAAACACUAGCAAGUCAUAUGCAGCUUUCAAGUUUCAAACAACAGCACCAAAGAGUUGUUUCAUGCGCCCUCCGGGUGCGAUCCUUGCCCCCGGUGAGGGCAUCAUAGCAACGGUGUUCAAGUUUGUAGAACCUCCAGAGAACAAUGAAAAACCAAUGGAUCAAAAGCGCAAAGUUAAGUUCAAAAUCAUGAGUCUCAAGGUGAAAGGUCCAAUGGACUAUGUAUCUGAGCUGUUCGAUGAUCUGAAGGAUCAAGUGGCAAUAGAGCAAAUACUACGAGUCGUUUUUCUCGAUCCUGGCCGUCCUUGUCCUGCUCUGGAAAAACUGAAACGCCAAUUAGCUGAUGCCGAUGCUGAACUCGAGGCACGCAAAAAGCCUCCAGAGGAUGCAGGUCCAAAGAUUAUCGGGGAAGGACUCGUCAUAGACGAAUGGAAAGAGCGAAGAGAACGGUACCUUGCUCGGCAACAGGUUGAAGGUGUAGACUCGGUUUAAACCGAGGCUAAGGCCCGUGUGCCUAUCUCAGCGGCUCCGCCCCGUGAUUAAUGUCUGAGCAUCUCCUUAACUGCGUCAGUAAUUUCUGUGCGAGACUCGAUAAGAAAUUUCAUAGUAGCUGAAUUCCCAUACCUUGUUCUAACGUGCAAUGGAGUUUGACACUUGAUAAGAAUUUGUUCAACAAAAUCUAAUCUACAUCUUGAUUUAAAAGAUUAGGCACAGGCAGUAUGUUUGUGGUUUGCCAAGUUAACAUGGAGCACGUUGUCAUGGUUUGUGGUCUUCAGUGGCUCAAGUUAAUAUUGCCAUGAUUAUCAACUUCGUCUUGAUUGUUGUUCUCUUUUUCCUUGUUACCCAAUUUUUUUGAAAAAGUUAAAAUUCAAUAAUUAUAGAGCUAUAA
Messenger RNA from Gossypium arboreum, 1484 nucleotides. Its product is annotated as vesicle-associated protein 4-2. The coding region runs from base 296 to 1087 and encodes 263 amino acids. Gene Ontology annotation, biological process: endoplasmic reticulum membrane organization. The transcript has 8 exons. NCBI's taxonomy places the organism in Eukaryota, Viridiplantae, Streptophyta, Magnoliopsida, Malvales, Malvaceae. Gene Ontology annotation, cellular component: plasma membrane; endoplasmic reticulum membrane. The record is from RefSeq and is a predicted model, not a curated record.